AUGCCUUUCACGGGCCCGCCAUUGAGGCUGCUUCCUCAGGAUGCCUUGAGUUCCGGAAAGGUGCAAGAAGGCUUUUACACUAGGAUCUGGACUCUGACGAGGCCGCUGAUGGCUUCUGACCUUGUCGCGGUCGAGAAAUACGCACCGCUUGUAAGACAUUUGGGCGCCGAAGAACAAGGCUCCUUGCCGCCCUCGACCCACACUUAUAGACGUGACACAGUCUCACCGUAUGCAAUGUCGCACUUAGCGGAGUGUUACCCCCACCCUUGUCUAUUCCCCGGCAUUCGCAGGCUGGACUGGCGGGUGGUCAUGCGAGCUUUCUCGCCCACGGGGGUUGUAGGCCAGCAUUCAUGGGAAGACAUGCUCGUGUACGUCGGGCCCGAGCUGCGAGAGCUGUGCAUUAACGAUGGGGCCUGGACGCCCCCCACGGACUACACACUCGCAGCACUUGCGGAACUCCUGGAUACCGUCGGUAAACAAUUCAUUCAAGAACUCCAGCUCGGUCUUCCUGAUCGGUGGAAGCCAUGGGCCCGUCCUGUCGAUGGACAGCCACUCCUGUUCUCGUCGCUUACCACCAUAGAAAUCGCGGUGGCGAGCGCGCUAUCCUACAUCAGCUUCGCCAGAUCUGUUUCCCUGCCACAGGUGAAGUCAGCAACGCUGUGCCUCACUCCAUACCCGUCAGCGACCCAGCUCGAUGAUCUGUUCUCUGCUAUCGGCCAACAGUUCUCCCCUGACAGGCUGGUGCAACUGAGGAUAACCUCACUGGUGCCCGAUCCUUCCGUUGAUGUAACCCUCCGCCCCAUUGUUCUCUCGAGCCAUCUGCGAUCCCUGCUGCCCUUUCGCCGCAUGCAGCAAAUCACCAUUGAUGCAGACUGGGAGUGUGGUUACGACGACGACGACGUCCUGGGGGAAAUGGCUGAGGCAUGGCCAGGACUGCAGCGGAUGCUGCUUGUGGCGAGGGGAGAUUUGCAUGCACGGUCGUAUGCACGAUCGCACUCGCCCUCACGUGCUACACUGCGGUCUCUCAUCCCAUUUGCGACGUGCUGCAAGGACCUCAAGUUUCUCGGGAUCUGGUUGCACGCCGAUAUCAGAGCGGAUCACGAAGCGAUUGAGGCUGCUAUCGCGCAGGCGUCGCCAAAUCGACCUUCGCCGCCCUUGGAAAUCCUGAAAGUCAUGGACUCCACAAUCGAAGGACCGCCAGAGCGUAUCGCUCACUUCCUCUCUACUCUCUUCCCUAGUCUUCCCAUUAUCCUUGCAAAUGGAGCCGACGAGCACGUAGAACGGUGGAGGGAGGUAGAGAAGCUCCUGCCUGCCGCUCGCGUGCGACAUCGGUGA
Messenger RNA from Postia placenta MAD-698-R-SB12, 1335 nucleotides. RefSeq lists its product as hypothetical. The record is from RefSeq and is a predicted model, not a curated record. The transcript is spliced from 4 exons. Lineage: Eukaryota; Fungi; Basidiomycota; Agaricomycetes; Polyporales; Adustoporiaceae. Bases 1 to 1335 code for a protein of 444 amino acids.